GAACGCAUCCCCAGACAGUGAGCGCUGCUCGGGAGGCACCAGCCCUUCAGAAAAUGUUUAAACGCAUCUCCUGCCCAUUGUACCGGGGUGUGAUUUCCUGCCGGUCUUUUUAUCUGACCAGCAGACACAGAGGCCACACUCGUCGAGGUCGGGGCCGUCUUAGCCGAAGAAGACUCACCCGGCGGAGACGGAAUGCAAAGAUGGCCUUGCACCCACGGGCUGGGAAGCCUCAUGGCCAUCACAGAAGUGGAAGGCUGGGAUCUCAAGCUUCUCGAAGACCCCGAAGGGGUGUAGGGACUACAUCUUCCUCAAAGGUUCAUCGCCCUGGUGCCCUCAUGCCUGCAACACGAAGUCGUACAAGAUUCAUUCACUGCCGGGGUAAGCCCCCUCGAACACAUGUCAGCUCCAAGAGACCCAAACGGUCCAGGAUCCGUCGAUGCCACACUCGGGCACCAGGCUGGACCCAUGAGAAACAGAUGGCGAGCAGUGUCGAGGAGGGGCUCGGGCCUGAGCUAAGUCAGCUGGACCAAGAUGCAGACCUCCCAGAGGAAGAAGAAGCCGCCAGAUUCCCUGUGACCUCCCUGGAGGGGCUCUUUCUGGAAGGGGACAAGCAGCCCAGUCCAGGUCAGGGCCCUUUCUUUUACAUCGGAGGCACCAACGGAGCAUCAAUAAUCAGCAACUACUGUGAGAGCAAGGGCUGGCAACGCACGCAGGACAGCCGCUGUGAGGAUUACAAGCUGAAGUGGUGUGAGAUCAAGUCCAGGGACAACUACUGCAGCUUCCGGGAAGGCCAGCAGUUGCUGUUCCAGCUCCCCAAUAAUAAGCUGCUUACCACCAAGAUCGGGUUGCUCAGUGCCCUGCGGGAGCAUGGACGCACUUUGAGCAAAGCCAGGCUGCUGCCCAGCGCCCAAUCCAAGGUUCUGAAAAUGGACGAGUUUUUCCCAGAGACCUAUCGGCUGGACAUCAGGGACGAGAGACAGACUUUCUUGACGCUAUUUGAUGAAACCGAGAUAUGGAUCUGCAAGCCCACGGCCUCCAACCAGGGAAAGGGCAUCUUUCUGAUCAGGAGCCAGGAGGAGGCUGCUGCCCUGCAGGCCAAGACCCAGAGCAUUGAGGACGACCCCAUCUACCGCAAGAUGCCCUUCCGUGCACCUCAGGCGCGGGUGGUGCAGAGAUAUAUCCAGAACCCGCUGCUACUGGAUGGGAAGAAGUUUGAUGUACGCUCCUACAUGCUCAUCGCCUGUACCAUGCCCUACAUGGUCUUUUUUGGCCAUGGCUAUGCCCGCCUCACCCUCAGCCUGUAUGACCCUCAUUCCAGUGACCUCAGUGGUCACUUGACCAAUCAGUUCAUGCAGAAGAAGAGUCCACUGUACAUGCUUCUGAAAGAAGGCACUGUGUGGAGCAUGGAGCACCUCAACCGAUACAUCAAUGACAAGUUUAGAAAGACCAAGGGCCUCCCCAGAGACUGGGUCUUCACCACCUUCACGAAGCGGAUGCAGCAGAUCAUGGCCCACUGCUUCCUGGCAGUCAAGUCCAAGCUGGAAUGCAAGCUGGGUUACUUUGAUCUCAUUGGCUGUGAUUUCCUGAUUGAUGAGAACUUCAAGGUGUGGCUGCUGGAGAUGAACUCCAAUCCUGCCCUACAUACCAACUGUGAAGUCCUGAAGGAAGUGAUCCCUGGAGUGGUUAUGGAGACUUUGGAUCUAGCUCUUGAGACCUGCCAAAAGAGCUUGUAUUGUCAGAAGAUGCUGCCUCUGCUGUCACAGCGUCGCUUCGUGCUCCUUUACAACGGCGAGACUAUGGACGUGUGGCCACGCUUGGGGGGCUCGCGCCCCCUUGCCCGCCUGCCUCCGCCACCACCGACGCCACCUCCCAGGCCCUCCAGUGAGGCAGCAUCCUCUACACUGUCCUCACCACGUGCCACAGCAGACCGACCUGGAGCACGCAAGCCGGUGCCUUCCAGGGCUGCUCCCAUAUGCGCCUUCCGCAAAUCGCGGCUGCCUGACUCCAGCGGAGGGUCCGGAGCGGAGUCCGAGCCCUCUCUUUGUUCUGGGUCCCCAGAAGACAGCAGGGACGCGACUGGGGAGCCCUCCCUGGGGCCGUCCGAGGAAGAGCGCGAGGAGGAACAGAGGAGCGCGAGCCACCGGGGCUCCUAGCCGCCACAAGCAACCAGCGACCCUGCUCGCGGCCAUGCCCUCUCCGGGACCUAUAAAAGCUACUUUGUGACAAACGCAGCCUCCAGAAGCCGGUCCCACCUGGGUGCCCCAAGCCCUUCUGUCACCCUCCUCUCUUUGCUCCUCGGUUGUCCUUAGCAGAAGGAGAGGGAGCUGCAUGAAGAAUGGGAGUGCAUCCUUCAGAAAGGGAAAAACUUCACUGACCUGUUUUUCCUUCUAUGGGGCAGCCCACCAAAUCCUGGGUUCCCGCUUAUUGCUCUUUCUCAUCCUGUAAGAUCCUCCUGACACUCCAUGGCCUUCAUGACCUCUUCAGCCUG
Molecule: messenger RNA, 2488 nt
Organism: Chionomys nivalis (European snow vole)
Lineage: Eukaryota; Metazoa; Chordata; Mammalia; Rodentia; Cricetidae
Gene: Ttll10
Product: tubulin tyrosine ligase like 10
Exons: 15
Coding region: 54-2153 (699 amino acids)
Biological process (GO): protein modification process
Source: RefSeq, a predicted model, not a curated record